AUGUCGUACGGUGGCGGCUACUCGCGCGGCGGCGGUGGUGGUGGUGACUCUUACCGCUCCCGCGGUGGUGACAAUGGCUACUCUGGCGGCGGUGGUGGUGGUUACGGUGGUGGCCGUGGAGGCGGCGGUGGCUACGGCGGUGGUGGUUACGGCGGUGGUGGUGGUUACGGCGGCGGCGGCGGCUUCGGCGGUGGUGCCGGUGGUGACCGCAUGUCCAACCUCGGCGCUGGCCUCAAGGUCCAAGAAUGGGAUAUCAACACUAUGCCCAAGUUUGAGAAGUCAUUCUACAAGGAGCACCCCGAUGUUUCUGCGCGCUCCGAAGAGGAUGUCAUUGCCUUCCGUAAGGAGAAGGUGAUGGCUGUCCAGGGUACCAACGUCCCCCGCCCCGUCGAGACCUUCGAUGAGGCUGGUUUCCCCGCAUACGUUCUGUCUGAGGUCAAGGCCCAGGGCUUCGAGCGUCCCACUGCUAUCCAGUCCCAGGGCUGGCCCAUGGCUCUCUCCGGUCGUGAUGUUGUCGGUAUCGCCGAGACCGGUUCCGGAAAGACUCUGAGCUACUGUCUUCCUGCUAUUGUUCACAUCAACGCCCAGCCUCUCCUUUCCCCCGGCGAUGGCCCCAUUGUCCUUGUUCUGGCUCCCACUCGUGAGUUGGCCGUUCAAAUCCAGGCCGAAAUCACCAAGUUCGGAAAGUCCUCUCGUAUUCGCAACACCUGUGUCUACGGUGGUGUCCCCAAGGGUCCUCAAAUUCGUGACCUCUCCCGUGGUGUUGAGGUUUGCAUUGCUACCCCCGGUCGUCUGAUCGAUAUGCUCGAGGCUGGCCGUACCAACCUCCGCCGUGUCACCUACCUUGUUCUUGACGAGGCUGAUCGCAUGCUUGACAUGGGUUUCGAGCCCCAGAUUCGCAAGAUCAUUGGCCAGAUUCGCCCUGACCGUCAAACUUGCAUGUGGUCCGCUACUUGGCCCAAGGAAGUUCGUCAGCUCGCCUCUGACUUCCUGAACGACUAUAUUCAAGUUAACGUUGGCUCCACUGAUCUCUCCGCCAACCACCGUAUUCACCAGAUUGUCGAGGUUGUCUCUGACUUUGAGAAGCGUGAUAAGAUGAUCAAGCAUCUUGAGAAGAUUAUGGAGGACCGCUCCAACAAGUGCCUCAUUUUCACUGGUACCAAGCGUGUCGCUGACGAGAUUACCCGCUUCCUCCGCCAAGACGGAUGGCCUGCGCUUUCCAUCCACGGUGACAAGCAGCAGAACGAGCGUGACUGGGUCUUGAACGAGUUCAAGCAGGGCAAGAGCCCCAUCAUGGUGGCCACUGAUGUGGCUUCCCGUGGUAUCGAUGUGAAAGAUAUUACUCACGUGCUGAACUACGACUACCCCAACAACUCGGAGGACUAUGUCCACCGUAUUGGUCGUACUGCUCGUGCCGGUGCCACGGGUACCGCCAUUACCUUCUUCACCACUGACAACUCCAAGCAGGCUCGCGACUUGGUCACUAUCUUGACCGAGGCCAAGCAGCAGAUUGAUCCCCGUCUUGCCGAGAUGGUUCGCUACGGUGGUGGCGGUGGUGGUCGCUGGGGUGGUGGCCGUGGCCGUGGUGGCUGGGGAGGUCGUGGUCGCGGUGGUGGUGGUGGUGGCUUCACUGCUUCCAACGCUGCUCCUGUUGGUGGCAACCGUCGCUGGUAG
Molecule: messenger RNA, 1674 nt
Organism: Penicillium soppii
Lineage: Eukaryota; Fungi; Ascomycota; Eurotiomycetes; Eurotiales; Aspergillaceae
Product: DEAD-box ATP-dependent RNA helicase DBP2
Exons: 6
Coding region: 1-1674 (557 amino acids)
Biological process (GO): rRNA processing
Cellular component (GO): nucleus; cytoplasm; ribonucleoprotein complex
Molecular function (GO): ATP binding; RNA binding; RNA helicase activity
Source: RefSeq, a predicted model, not a curated record